Magnolia sinica is the source of this 1958-nucleotide messenger RNA. Its product is annotated as ribose-phosphate pyrophosphokinase 1. Gene Ontology annotation, molecular function: magnesium ion binding; ribose phosphate diphosphokinase activity. Gene Ontology annotation, cellular component: cytoplasm; ribose phosphate diphosphokinase complex. Gene Ontology annotation, biological process: purine nucleotide biosynthetic process; ribonucleoside monophosphate biosynthetic process; 5-phosphoribose 1-diphosphate biosynthetic process. Bases 346 to 1542 code for a protein of 398 amino acids. Lineage: Eukaryota; Viridiplantae; Streptophyta; Magnoliopsida; Magnoliales; Magnoliaceae. The record is from RefSeq and is a predicted model, not a curated record. The transcript is spliced from 9 exons.
GCAAUCGAGCGAGUUAAACAGGAUGAGUGUCAGACGCGACGCACGCAUCCUUUUGCCGAGGAGUUGCCGAUGUGUAGAAUCUUCGUCUCGAUGAGGGCUUUACGGCCAGUGAUAUCCCCGAGGAUUCCCCGAUUACUUUAUAGCAGCCGAGUAAUCCAAUGACACUGCUCUCUCUCUCUCUCUCUCUCUCAAGGCCCCAUUUUCUUGCGUGAAAGACCAUGGGAGCUGAAAUUCAAAGUCCUUUCUCGUAGGUCCACGAUCUCUGUUCAAAAUCACACGAAACCCUAACCCCCAGAAUAUCUCUCUAUCUCUAUAAAUUCUCAUUUGAAAUCAAAAUCCUUGGAAAUGGCUUCCCUUGUCUUUUCCACGUCUUCUUCUCUGAUCUCUCGCACUUCUCCCACCUUCGGAAGCUUUGUCUCAAACGAGUACCGAUGCCGAUUCUCUGCCCGAAACGCUCCCGUGAGAUGCCAACUGGUUGAGCCAUUGAAGUUUGAUAAUGGGAAGCCUUGCAUUCCGGUCCUUAACGAUCAAAGCUUGGCUGGGUUCUUGUCUUCGAAACAAGAAACUGUUCGAAAGAAUGACACGAGGUUGCGCAUCUUCUCAGGCACAGCGAAUCCCUUGCUUUCUCAGGAAAUUGCAUGCUACAUGGGACUUGACCUUGGGAAAAUCAAGAUAAAGCGGUUUGCUGAUGGUGAGAUUUAUGUUCAAUUGCAAGAGAGUGUAAGAGGAUGUGAUGUCUAUCUGGUUCAGCCGACAUGCCCUCCAGCAAAUGAGAAUCUCAUGGAGCUCUUGAUAAUGAUAGAUGCUUGCCGGAGAGCAUCAGCCAAAAACAUCACUGCAGUUAUUCCAUAUUUUGGAUAUGCUAGAGCUGAUAGAAAGACUCAAGGGCGUGAGUCGAUUGCAGCGAAACUUGUUGCAAACUUGAUUACAGAAGCGGGUGCCAACCGUGUCCUCGCAUGUGAUCUUCAUUCAGGCCAGUCCAUGGGGUAUUUUGACAUUCCAGUAGAUCAUGUAUAUGGGCAGCCUGUGAUUCUUGAUUACCUGGCCAGCAAGACUAUCUGUUCAAAUGAUUUGGUAGUGGUCUCUCCUGACGUGGGAGGUGUUGCUAGGGCUCGUGCCUUUGCCAAAAAAUUGUCAGACGCACCUUUGGCCAUUGUGGACAAAAGACGUCAUGGACACAAUGUCGCUGAGGUCAUGAAUUUGAUAGGGGAUGUUCGAGGAAAAGUUGCUGUCAUGGUGGAUGACAUGAUUGACACAGCUGGUACUAUUGCAAAAGGUGCUGCUUUAUUACAUCAGGAGGGAGCCAGGGAAGUCUAUGCUUGCAGCACACAUGCUGUCUUUAGCCCUCCUGCAAUUGAGAGACUGUCUAGUGGCCUAUUUCAAGAAGUCAUCAUCACAAACACCAUCCCUGUGUUGGAGCAGAAUUAUUUCCCUCAGCUUACGGUUCUGUCGGUAGCAAACCUAUUGGGCGAGACCAUUUGGCGUGUUCAUGAUGACUGCUCUGGUACCUUUGAACCCUAUUCCAGCUUGGGCAUUGAUUGAAUCUCUUUGGUGGUGGAAACUCUUUAAGUACUUGAGACUGUGUUCCCUAUCUUCUUCCUCUCAGCUCUCUCUUGAUCUAGCAUAUACGGAAACAUGGCCAUUUUGAUUGCAGUAAUUUCAGCCUAGAGGAGACAUGCAAUUUCUGUUUCUUUUCUCUUUUAUAUUAGAUUUUUUUUUCUUUUUUCUUUUCGCUCCUCUUUUCCCUUUUUCUUUGGAUAAUUGGGAACUUAGGGGGUGAGAUCACUUACUGUUAGAGCAAUUGGGCUUCCUCUUAUAUCUUCUUUUGUUAUCCAAUUUCAUAGACACUUACAUAUAACAUGUGUGGAUACUCUAUGAUCUUAGUGAAAAAUUAAAAUGUAAGGCAAACUCACUUGAUCGGCAGAUGCUAUAUAUAGGCUUUCUUGGUUUAUAGGCAA